UGUCACUCAAAAUCUUCUUUUUCCGUUCCCUAUCAAUCAAACAAUCUGGGCUGCACACAAAAAAUGCCCAGGGCGAGAAUAUGCGGACAUAUUGGGAGCAUCGGAGGUUGUUUGGAUGGGAGAGCAUUGGCAGUACUAGGAAGAAAUAAAACUCAGUCUGCGGGAAAAAAAAAUAUGUCGGGCGUUUUGUUGGGGGGCAGAGGAGGAUUGUGGAAAGGCAAGGGCGAGUGGUGGAAGCAAGGCCCCGCUCUACCCCUCUCAGAGGAGGGACAGGCAGCUGUCCUCCCAUGAUUGAUUGACUGAUGUGGGCAGGAUUUAGGAAGCCUCACCGGCUAGCAUGUUAGCUUUUAUUUUUAUGUCGAUUUUUAUUUUUACAGACCUUAACGUAAUUAUGUGAUCACGUAUAAUGCUUUCAAGUGAAACGGGACGAUAUCUUAUGUGGAGCUGUUUUAUACAGCCAUAAGAUGUAAAGAAAGCAACGAGCUGCUAGUGAUCCGCAGCGGGGCUGUUAGCUUUGUUAGCAUGGGGGUUCGCUUUCUGGCAGUGGUUUCCUUGCUAAAUAUGGCGGUUUGCAGUCUGCUUGGUGUUGUACCGGCAGUUAAACGCCAGAUAGCACACCACAGAUCCUUGUCGUAACUCUGCUUGUGUAAAAAUAGCCGUCCAGCUAGUAGUAGCCUACUUUAGCGAGCUACCUAGCGGCUAGGUACCCUGCUGAAGUACACUAGCUGAGCUGCUAUUAUUGUUUUCUUUAAUUAUCGAGAUAAUGAUUUGAUUGCUGUAGUAUUAAGCAGUCGUAUGGAUUACUGACGAAUACGCAAAACAAAUUUUAUUAUUUGUAUUACUCCCCCCGGAUAUCUGCUAAUGUUGGAAAUCGCGUGUGUGUGUUAUCUCAACAUGGGUUGCAUGUAGAGAGAUUGGCUUAUUGGGAUGGGAUCAAUGACAGUGUCUUUGAAUGUUGGACCACCCAAUGGGCUGUGGACAAAAAUGGAUCUUGCUCUAUGUUGAGGGUUGGCCCACGGUCCCACCUCUCUAUAAUGCCCCAGUGUUUGCAGCAUCUGCAGUGAACAUGAUGGCAGCCCAGUCGGUUUCCAUAGACAAGUACCAAGAAGGAGAGCAGCAGAUGCAAGGUGUGGCCCAGGCAGAAGGGGAUUCGGAGCAGAAGUUCAUCGAGGGGUCAUUGGUGGAAGCUCCGAGCCCUGCCCACAACGAGCCACAGACGCCCAUGGACGCAGACAAAACCGCCAUAUAUCGGCACCCUCUGUUCCCGCUGUUGGCCCUGCUCUUUGAGAAAUGCGAACAGUCCACACAGAGCUCGGACUGCAUCACGUCGGCCAGCUUCGACGUGGACAUCGAGAACUUUGUACGCAGCCAGGAGAAGGAAGGCAAGGCCUUCUUCAGCGAAGACCCCGACCUGGACAACCUGAUGGUGAAGGCCAUCCAGGUGUUGCGGAUCCACCUACUGGAGCUGGAGAAGGUGAGCGACCUCUGCAAGGACUUCUGCAGCCGCUACAUCGCUUGCCUGAAGACCAAGAUGAACAGUGAGACCCUGCUGAGCGGAGACCCCGGGAGCCCCUACUCCCCGAUGCAGGGCCCCGGCCUGUCCCCCCUCAAGACCCAGACUCCCACCUCCUUCGCAGGGACCCUCAGUCCCCAGGGUCAGAUCAUGGUUCAAGCAUCCGCCCUGCAGCAGGGCAACGUUACCUUGACAACCGUCAACCCCACCCAGGUGGUCGCAGGUGGAACGGUCUAUCAGCCGGUUACCGUAGUAACACCCCAAGGCCAGCUAGUGACGCAGGCCAUCUCUCCCGGAACGAUACGAGUCCAGAACAACCAGCUCCAGCUGCAGUUCCACCAGGACCUGAAUGCGUUCAGCCACGAGGAAAACUCUUCCAAGAACAAGCGUGGGGUUCUGCCCAAGCAGGCCACCAACGUCAUGCGCUCCUGGCUCUUCCAGCACAUUGGGCACCCAUACCCAACGGAAGACGAGAAGAAACAGAUCGCCACCCAGACCAACCUAACCCUACUACAGGUCAACAACUGGUUCAUCAAUGCGCGGCGGAGGAUCCUGCAGCCCAUGCUAGACGCCAGCUCUUCUGAAACCCCCAAAACCAAGAAGAAAACCCCUCAGAACCGGCCCCUGCAGCGCUUCUGGCCCGACUCCAUCGCCUCGGUGGGCGGGAGCCAGCAGGUCACCAUGCCCGACGGCACCAUGGUGACCAUGAGCAUGGAGGGUCUGCAGAGCCUGACGUCGGACGGCGCCACGCUGGCGGUCCAGCAGGUGAUGCUGGGCGGCCACAGCGAGGACGAGUCCUUGGACAGCGGAGAGGACGACGACGACGACAUGGCUGGGCUGGGCCUGGACCACAGUGACUCGCUGCAGUAGAGCACAGACACCAUGGACGGACACACACACACACACACACACACACACACACACACACACACACACACACACACACACACACACACACACACACACACACACACACACACACACACACACACACACACACACACACACACACACACACACACACACACAUACAUCCAUGACAUAGAUGUAUACACUCACAAACAUACACACGUAGAUGCUUGUACACACAUACGGAUACAUGCCGUUACAAACGCAUAGACAUACACGUCCAUUUACACAAAGACAAACUUCAAAGCUGAUAUAUUGUUCUAGACAAAGACACACUACUACCACUGUAUACUGGCCUACAGAUCAACACACAAGCAGACACAUCCCAAAUGCUCUCUCACACGCAUACACACACACUUCUCCCAAGCCUUUUACUGGCUGAUGAAUCAACACACACAUAACACUUAGACACUACUUUGACAGUCUCACACACGCACAAACACAUACUCCACAAAGAUGAUACGUUUACAUAGAGCACAAAACCACAGGACGUACGCACAGAACCGCUUCUGCCCACUAGUGGACGGCAGCACGAACUGCGUGAUGUGUACGCCCCCAAAAGUUUCAUUUCAGAAACCGUUUUUUUCUUUUAUACCAUGUAGACAAACGUUGGCGAGUGCACUUUUUGUAUUAUAUUGUAAGCAACCAAUGGAAGCUAAAAAGAAGUGUUAUAAACAAGAACACCAGAAGGGGUCAUACUUUGUACCGCUCCAUUAAUUAAGGUUGAAUUGUUUUCUUUCAUAUAUAUAUUUUCUCCUCCACUGCCGCCCCUCUGCCCGCUUCCUCCCCCCCCUCCCUUUUCUAUGUGAAUCCUGUUUGUUUGGAUGCCAACGCUUCAGCAGAGAGCUUGUCUUCAUUUCCUGCAUGCUUGUGUUUUUUCAGUAGAAGUGCACACGACUCUAGUUAGAAUCGACUCUUACUGGUGGUCUCUGACCGGGGUCUGUUCUGUGGCCCAUCAGGGCAUGGAGAAGGAGGGGGGGGGGGGGGGGGGGGGUGAGAAGGAGAGAGCUUAUUUUUAUAUACAAACUUGAGAAGUAACGAGUGGUUUUGUUUUUUUCCUUGUUUGUGUUUCUCUUGUUUUGUUUUGUAAGGAAUAUUUAUGUACAGAUUCAUUAUUAAACUAGCGACCCUGUUUUCCAGGGUUCAUUUCAGUUUUCUAGUAAAAAAAAGGAACGAAAAAAAAAAGUUGAAUGCUGAUUGAAAAA
Molecule: messenger RNA, 3627 nt
Organism: Gadus macrocephalus (Pacific cod)
Lineage: Eukaryota; Metazoa; Chordata; Actinopteri; Gadiformes; Gadidae
Gene: pknox1.1
Product: pbx/knotted 1 homeobox 1.1
Exons: 11
Coding region: 953-2383 (476 amino acids)
Biological process (GO): regulation of transcription by RNA polymerase II; angiogenesis
Molecular function (GO): RNA polymerase II cis-regulatory region sequence-specific DNA binding; DNA-binding transcription factor activity, RNA polymerase II-specific
Source: RefSeq, a predicted model, not a curated record